Messenger RNA from Aspergillus pseudotamarii, 1908 nucleotides. Its product is annotated as HET domain-containing protein. The coding region runs from base 1 to 1908 and encodes 635 amino acids. The transcript has 2 exons. The record is from RefSeq and is a predicted model, not a curated record. NCBI's taxonomy places the organism in Eukaryota, Fungi, Ascomycota, Eurotiomycetes, Eurotiales, Aspergillaceae.
AUGUCUGACAACCCUAAGCCCAACCGUCCGGACGGGACGUGGAUUGCUCAGUUAGAUAUAUGUCUUGCAAAGGGCGCAGAGAUCCCGGAAGGGGACACACAUCUGCUGGAACGUCUCGCCCGGAAUGAAUUGCCCUCAGAUCUGCGCUCCGAGGAGUGUCUCUCUCUGGCUGCGGGCUGGCUAGACAAGUGCUCGCAGGAGCACGCAGACUGCGAUGUACACAACAACAAACCCACCUCCCUUCCCACACGUGUCAUCGAGGUCGGAGAUCCGAGCACACCGCCUCAUUUACAUGUCAGUGGGGAUGGUGAAACCGGGAAAUGGGUGGCUCUGAGCUAUUUCCGAGGCGCAGACUCAUCCAUCACUCUCAAUGCCUCCUCAUAUAACGAUCUCCGCAGCGGACUGCCACUGUCCGACUUCCCACCUAUAGUACAGGAUGCUGUACUCGUGACACGGGCACUAGGAGUCCGUUACUUAUGGGUCGACUUCCUCUGCGUCUUUCAAGAUGACACCAAUGACCUGGCGAUUGACGCGUCGAGAACGAGCCGCGUUUAUAGCAAUGCGGUUGUCACCAUUGCCGCUACGAGCGUGGAAACAGUGAACGACGGGUUUAUAGACAAACGGGAACCGCAUUUUAACUGCGCUUUCCCUUGGCGCCGACAUGAUCAUCCCGAUAGCAUCAAGGAUGGUUGUCGCACGUACCCCGUCUUCUUUCGAAAGGGUAGAACCCCUCUCAACAAAGACCGGCCGAGGGAUUCGCGUUGGGCCACCAGCGGUUGGACGCUCCAGGAAGAGCUGCUGUCGAAACGUCUCUUGUAUUAUACGAAACAAGAGAUGAUCUGGCAAUGCCGCGCAGGGCCAGCUACUGAACCAGCAGAGGAGCUCAACUAUUCUCCAACCCUGUUCUCCAAGGUAAAAGAGCUUCUCGCUGGCUCAGGUAGUUCCGAAGACGCUAAAGGGUCCGCCCUAGCUACGUACAAGGUUUGGUACGAGAUACUACAAGAAUAUACCAGACGAGAUCUCACUUCUAAGGAUGAUCCUUUGCCGGCGAUCGCGGCAAUAGCGGAGUCCUUCCAAACUCAGCUGGACGAACAGUAUUGCGCGGGAUUAUGGAGGAACGAUCUCUUAUUUGGUUUACUAUGGAACAUUCACUGUAGUAGCGGUGGUUCGGGGCCGCCUGGUAAAAUGCUUCGGCGCGCCCUGCUUCGAUUUUUGAGCUACCAAGACAAACAUCCUACACUACCUGCUAGGAAAAUACCAGCUGGCGUUUCCAAGGAUCGCGGGGCGUCUUGGAGCUGGGUAGGAGCUGACGAUAUUGCUGGGAUAACCUGGCCACAGGAGAGUGGUACCUUCGACUACCUUGCAAAGGUCGUUCAUGUUGAGACGCGCGACAAGCUUCACGACGAAUUCAGCUCCGCGGAAGGCGUGGUACUAACCUUGGAUGCACCAUAUCGGAACCUCCAUUUGAGACUCGGUACCUAUUUGAAGUCCCCGGGGAGCCCUGCAGCUUUGAUACAGAGAGCCUUAACACGACUCAGUCCUUUGGCACGUACGAGGAAGUUAACGGAGAUCGCCCUGACGAGGCCAGACUACCUCGCAUCGACAUCAACCAGCGGCUCCGUCAUCGUUCCGAGCAGCAGCACGGAAUUCACACUGGUCCAGAUUGCAAAGACGAGUAUAGGGCCUCGGCCCGUGCUUUAUGUUCUCGUUUUACAGCGACAGAAGAGAGACAAAGCCAACAGUGCGGGACCACAACGUUAUCGUAGAGUUGGUUUGUUGCGGCUUAUGCCUUCACAGCCGGACAAUGAUGACUAUAUAGGGGAGGCGAUGACGGAUCUGUUAGAGGGUGCUGCGUAUCGUGAAGUUACCAAGAAGGAGUGGCCUGUUGCGACCUUUGUCAUCGACUGA